This is a messenger RNA of Oncorhynchus tshawytscha (Chinook salmon), 4056 nucleotides long. Its product is annotated as CUGBP Elav-like family member 3. Gene Ontology annotation, cellular component: cytoplasm; nucleus; ribonucleoprotein complex. The record is from RefSeq and is a predicted model, not a curated record. Gene Ontology annotation, molecular function: mRNA binding. Bases 1492 to 2919 code for a protein of 475 amino acids. Lineage: Eukaryota; Metazoa; Chordata; Actinopteri; Salmoniformes; Salmonidae. The transcript is spliced from 14 exons. Gene Ontology annotation, biological process: regulation of alternative mRNA splicing, via spliceosome; mRNA splice site recognition.
CGACGUCAAACGCUACCGUAGCCUAUACACUGAGGGAAAAGAGGGGUAGCGCGGGAGGGAAACGUUAGAUAUUAAUACGUAUAUUUUAAUAUAUGUGUUAGCCCUUAAAUGUUUAUAUAAAUGGACUGCUGGAUUUAUCAAUAGCUGGCUGCUGCAGAAAUAGUUUUUAAGAAUAUAGCCUUGUAGCCUAAUUAUUGCAGAAAUUUGACUACUCUAACAUACAGGGCAGUACUCAGAGAGUGACUGACUGGCUUUACUGGAUUUGCCAAGAGUCGUGACGAGAGGAUAGAGCAAAUAACGGAUCACCAAGGCACCGGGUUGGGGAUAUGUGAUCUGAUGAUCGCUUGCCAAGACGUGAGACCUUAACGGGAGCAGCAACUCCACUGAUCUGUUACGGAUUCGAAACCGGGAGAGGGAGCGAUUGGCACAAAGAGCGGAGAACGAAUCGCAUUGAGCCUACUAUACCCGGAGGGAGGAUAACAGGAGACGUGCGCUGAAGACAACAACGCCACGGUAAAACGUGGUUAAAAUAAACAAAAUCAUCUCAAAUUACUCUCGGGAUUAUUUUACAACGUGGAGUGAAGGAUCUCUUGAAAUCGGGGCUCCGAACACUCUCACGUCCUAAAGCUCUGGGCGCUCCUCUCCAGAGGACCACGACUCUGAUCGCACUCACCCCGCUCUUCUCUCCUCCAACACCCUCCAGCUCUGGUCGCUCCUCUCCAGAGGACCACGACUCUGAUCGCACUCACCCCGCUCUUCUCUCCUCCAACACCCUCCAGCUCUGGUCGCUCCUCUCCAGAGGACCACGACUCUGAUCGCACUCACCCCGCUCUUCUCUCCUCCAACACCCUCCAGCUCUGGGCGCUCCUCUCCAGAGGACCACGACUCUGAUCGCACUCACCCCGCUCUUCUCUCCUCCAACACCCUCCAGCUCUGGGCGCUCCUCUCCAGAGGACCACGACUCUGAUCGCACUCACCCCGCUCUUCUCUCCUCCAACACCCUCCAGCUCUGGGCGCUCCUCUCCAGAGGACCACGACUCUGAUCGCACUCACCCCGCUCUUCUCUCCUCCAACACCCUCCAGCUCUGGUCGCUCCUCUCCAGAGGACCACGACUCUGAUCGCACUCACCCCGCUCUUCUCUCCUCCAACACCCUCCAGCUCUGGGCGCUCCUCUCCAGAGGACCACGACUCUGAUCGCACUCACCCCGCUCUUCUCUCCUCCAACACCCUCCAGCUCUGGGCGCUCCUCUCCAGAGGACCACGACUCUGAUCGCACUCACCCCGCUCUUCUCUCCUCCAACACCCUCCAGCUCUGGGCGCUCCUCUCCAGAGGACCACGACUCUGAUCGCACUCACCCCGCUCUUCUCUCCUCCAACACCCUCCAGCUCUGGUCGCUCCUCUCCAGAGGACCACGACUCUGAUCGCACUCACCCCGCUCUUCUCACCUCGAACCCCGCAGAGCGCCUGUCGUUCUCCCCGCUGUGUUCCGAUGAAGGAAGCCGACGCGAUCAAGCUGUUCGUGGGGCAGAUUCCUCGGAAUCUAGAGGAGAAGGACCUCAAACCGAUCUUUGAACAGUUCGGGAAGAUCUACGAGCUGACGGUGAUAAAGGACAAAUACACCGGCAUGCACAAAGGAUGUGCAUUCCUGACAUACUGUGCGAGGGAGUCAGCGCUGAAGGCCCAGAGUGCUUUGCAUGAGCAGAAGACGCUACCGGGGAUGAACCGACCCAUCCAGGUAAAACCAGCCGACAGCGAGGGGAGAGGAGAAGACAGGAAGUUGUUUGUAGGCAUGCUGGGUAAACAGCAGAGUGAUGAAGACGUCAAGAGGCUGUUUGAGCCCUUUGGCACUAUAGACGAGUGUACUGUACUACGGGGGCCAGACGGCACCAGUAAAGGUUGUGCGUUUGUGAAGUACCAGGGACAUGCUGAAGCUCAGGCUGCCAUUAGCACCCUGCAUGGGAGCCGCACACUGCCUGGUGCGUCGUCCAGUCUGGUGGUGAAGUUUGCCGACACAGAGAAGGAGAGAGGGCUGAGACGGAUGCAGCAGGUGGCAUCACAGCUGGGCAUCUUCAGCCCCACCAUGACACUUAACUUCCCUGCUUACAAUGCUUACACACAGGCCGUCAGCGCACAGGCGAUUGUCCAGCAACAAGCUCUGGUUGCUCAGUCAGCGUACCUGUCUCCUGUAGCAACUGUUGCCAGUUUACAGAUGCAGCAGAUGGCAGCGCUCAACGCAAACGGAAUCAUUGCCACGCCCAUCACAUCUUCCUCUGAGUCUAGUAGCUGUCAAUCACAAUAUCUCCUCCACUGUGAUUGGUCCUCCCGGUUUGCAGGUACGAAUACCCCUCCAACCAUCUCAGCCACGCCCGUGCCAUCACUACCUCCACCUCUAGGAGUCAAUGGUUACAGUCCACCAACCAAUGGACAGCAAGCAUCAGAAGCACUAUACACCAAUGGCAUUCAUGCGUACCAAGCCCAGAGUCCAGCAUUAUCUCUAGAUCCUCUCCAGCAGGCGUAUGCAGGCAUGCAGCACUACACAGCGGCGUACCCUGCUGCCUAUGGAUUGGUCGGCCAGCAUUUUCCACAGCAACCUACCCUGGUUGCCCAGCAACACCAGCAGCCCCAGCAACAGCAGCAGCGAGAAGGGCCGGAGGGUUGUAAUAUCUUUAUCUACCACCUGCCUCAGGAGUUCAGUGACAGUGAGAUGCUCCAGAUGUUUCUGCCCUUUGGAAACGUCAUCUCAGCUAAAGUCUUUGUAGACCGCGCCACCAACCAGAGCAAGUGCUUCGGUUUUGUGAGUUUUGACAACCCAUCCAGUGCCCAGACUGCCAUCCAGGCUAUGAAUGGGUUCCAGAUCGGCAUGAAGAGACUCAAGGUGCAGCUGAAACGACCUAAAGACGCCAACCGCCCCUACUGAAGGAGAGAGGUGAAGUUUUCAGACUCCGGCCGUGGUGGAAUCCCAGCGUGCAUUGCACCCUCAGACCUACUACCUUUCUUUUGAGCGACGGGGAACAGCACACAUACACCACACACACACACACACACACACACACACACACACACACACACACACACACACACACACACACACACACACACACACACACACACACACACACACACACACACAUUGCACUCUAAAAGGACCAAGGCACAGAUAUUGACCAAUGUACAUAUUAUAGUCCUCACACACACAAACACUGACAUACUUUGAAAUACAUAUAUGUCAGUAAUCGUACCCAUUGAACUGGACUCAGUUGAAAAUGGUUUGUGAGGAGUUUGUCUGGAGUGUGUAGGGCAGUGAAGAUCACACACAUACACGACCCAGGAAGUACUUACUAAAGUCAAUGAUGAGAUGAUGAAUAAUGGUGAUAUAUCACUUCUUUGGACCAUAACAUGUCAUAUUACAUGGCUAUUACACGUGUAUAACAUGAUACAAAUAGGAAGGCCUCCAUUUCGUAAUAAAAAAAGGAAAACAGGAAAAAAUAUUGAGACAAAAAUGAGUAAUUUAGAGAAACUUUGGAGAGAGAUCCUUAUGGCCUGUAAAUAAUUUAGUUUAAGAAGAGUAACAUUUAGAAAAUUACAAAAAAAUGCAAAAAGAGAGUACUUUAGAUAAAUCACUGAAAAAUGACACAAUAUUAUUAUUAUUAUUGUUAUUAUUAUUAUUAUCUUCGUUAGGGGAUAUUGUAUUAGAAAUAAAGAAAGGGGAGAAUCAAACAUAUUUUCAAUUUCUACUUAGAUUUUAGGAUAAAUGUGGGUGGGAGGGACUGCACCUUUUCUGAGAGGUUUUAAUAUUUGAACAAUUUUUUAUUUAUUGACUAAUUUAUCAAUUAUUUUUGUUAAUAGGGAGAAAUGAUGAAGGGUUUAAAGGGGUUACCAGUUUCUGAUUUUAGAAUUUUUUAGAGCAAAAAAGGGUCUGUUUCUGUAAGACUCUGUCAGAGUAAUUAUAAUUAUGAAUGAAUUAUUACAACAAUGAUAUUUAUUUCUUAUUUAUUGAGUCUGUUUUUGAUCCAAUCUCUUUUUAAGUUAAAAUAAAAAGUAUUAUACAUCAAAU